CAGCCGCCGCCGCCCCGAAAGGAAGCCGAGAGGUCCGAAGGAGGAGAGCAUGUCCGAGACGGCGCCCGAAGCCCCCGCCGCCGCUGCGCCGGCCGCCAAGGCGCCGGCCAAGAAAGCCAAGAAGCCCGCGGCCGCCGCCAAGCCGCGCAAGGCCGCCGGGCCCAGCGUCACCGAGUUGCUGACCAAGGCGGUGGCCGCCUCCAAGGAGCGCAACGGCGUGUCCCUGGCGGCGCUCAAGAAGGCCCUGGCGGCGGCCGGCUACGACGUGGAGAAGAACAACAGCCGCAUCAAGCUGGGCCUGAAGAGCCUGGUGGGCAAAGGCACGCUGGUGCAGACCAAGGGCACGGGCGCCUCGGGCUCCUUCAAGCUCAACAAGAAGCAGCAGCAGCAGCAGGAAGCCAAGGACAAGGUGGUCAAGAAGAAGCCGGCCCUCAAGAGCAAGAAGCCCGCCCCCAAGAAGCCCAAGAAGCCCGCCCCCAAGAAGAGCCCCAAGAAGGCGGUCAAGAAGCCGGCCGCGGGAGCCAAGAAGCCGGCCAAGAGCCCCAAGAAGGCCAAGCCCGCCAAGGCCAAGAAGCCGGCGAAAAGUCCCGCCAAAGCCAAGGCGGUCAGGGCGAAGGCAAAGGCCGCCAAGCCCAAGACUCCCAAGGCGAAGGUGGCCAAGCCCAAGAAGGCGGCGGCCAAGAAGAAGUAAAGCGGCUCCUCUGACACUUCCGAUCCCAAAAGGCUCUUUUAAGAGCCACCCAAUUUUUCCUUUGAAAAGAGCUGGCUUCAUUUGAGCCCAAGCACUCGCGUCAACCCCCCUUUUUAAUGGGAACAUUUUAGGACGUCUGAAGUGCCUGCUUGAAACCCUUCCACAAGGACUCUUGGGAAGGUCGUAGGGGUCUUUCGUAGUCUCAUUUCUUCCGGGCAGCGUUUUUGGAUAUUGAAGCAUGGAUGAGUGGGUGGGAUAAUCUUUGCUAUGAUUCUUUUAUCUUCCGAUCAAGAAUAGCAACUGACUUCCCUAAGUAGGUAGGAACUCAGAACCGCGCUGUUUGUUGGACAGGGAAUGCGAGGUAAAAUGCUUGAUGAAUUUUCGGUAGCACCAUAUUCUCCCGUAAAAUCAGCGAGAGCGCUACCCUUCGUUCUUUCCGCCACGACUAUUGCCCGGAUAUUCCUCCCUAAUUAUGCACAAUCUUUUUAAAAAUAUAUAACGAUAGUGGAGGACGGGGGAGAAAGAAUGUCUAUUGAAUGAAUGCAGAUAUGCAGAACUAUUGCAACCUUUGCAAUUCCUGAAAAUUGCCGAUUGGUUGAGAAAGCUAUGAUUCGUUUUAAAAAAAUAACCCGGGCUACAUAAGGAUUCGGUGGUGACUUCAUUUCUAGCCAAUCAGAGCUAACGUAGGCACUGCGCAUAAUGAUCUAACUGCAAUGCUGCUUUUCCCGAUAUUUCGUUACAAUGUAAUGAAGGGAUGUGAAAGUGAUCGGUGUUGCUGAUAUGGUGUAACCCAAUUUUCGGGAAUGAUCAUGAGAUGUUAUCCAAGCAUUAAACUAUUUGAGGCGUCCUUAAGUUUAAGGAAGAAAAAAAAUGCACAGUAAACAUUACUGUUUUUUUUUAAUGUUUAAUGUUUUUUUUUUAAAAAAAACUAAGGAUGUUCGAGGCACUUUUGCCCAUCACACCGAAAUAAAAUGUUGAAAUCAAGUACUGAAAAGGAAAAGAAAUACAGUACACUAAAUAUUUCUGCCAGCAUGCUUGUAAAAUCUUCCUUGGUAAACGGCUUUGUUAUAAUUCACAAAUCACAACUCUCAAUUUCCUGAGGUGCAUUUAAUCUCUAAAACUUUUUUGUAAAUUACAAAAGGCGGUACAACUU
Pseudonaja textilis is the source of this 1844-nucleotide messenger RNA. RefSeq names its product histone H1.5-like. The record is from RefSeq and is a predicted model, not a curated record. NCBI's taxonomy places the organism in Eukaryota, Metazoa, Chordata, Lepidosauria, Squamata, Elapidae. Gene Ontology annotation, biological process: nucleosome assembly. Gene Ontology annotation, molecular function: DNA binding; structural constituent of chromatin. Gene Ontology annotation, cellular component: nucleosome.